This is a messenger RNA of Vollenhovia emeryi, 4329 nucleotides long. RefSeq names its product PX domain-containing protein kinase-like protein. The transcript is spliced from 8 exons. Gene Ontology annotation, molecular function: protein kinase activity; ATP binding; phosphatidylinositol binding. The record is from RefSeq and is a predicted model, not a curated record. The coding region runs from base 279 to 2042 and encodes 587 amino acids. Gene Ontology annotation, biological process: early endosome to late endosome transport; protein phosphorylation; endosome to lysosome transport. Gene Ontology annotation, cellular component: late endosome; early endosome; extrinsic component of endosome membrane. NCBI's taxonomy places the organism in Eukaryota, Metazoa, Arthropoda, Insecta, Hymenoptera, Formicidae.
GGGGGGCCCACGCCACCCUUCCCUGCGUGCGUCGGUACGCGCUGUCGUGUAUCGCGGGCUGCCUGACAUUGAGAGUAUUCCGCGAUAAGUGGUGGGCCGCCGUCGCCGUCGUCACUGCCGUCACCGCCGCCGUCGCCGCCGCUGCCGCCGCCGUCGUGCGUCCGCCCGAUGCUGAAAUGAAGCAGAAGCGCGUCAUGUAUGGCGACGCGCGGAAACUGUGCGAGAGACGAACGCAAUCGGCCCCGUACGGGCCCUGCCUCGCGUCGGACUAACGAUCAAUGGCUUUAUUCGAGAAGAGAUACACGAAUAAAGUGCUGUUAGAUGAUACGGAGCAGCUGACGAGCGUAAUCGAAAAUGCGAGGACCAUCGACGGACAUACGGAAUACGUAAUCAAAACACAGAGAGGUCCGCUUCCCGAACGAUCCUGGAGAGUGAGCCGACGUUACAAUGACUUCGUACAGCUCAACGCAGCUCUAUCCGUGUCCGGCUUCGACCUGCCGCUACCGCCAAAGAGGAUCAUCGGUAACAUGGAGCCAGACUUUAUAGCUCAGCGACAAAUAGCACUGCAGAAUUAUCUAAACAUAGUACUAAUGAAUCCUAUACUGGCAUCCUCGCUUCCCAUGAAAAAGUUUUUAGACCCUGAGAAUUACACCGCACCCUUACAUGAAAUCGCACUGCAACAAGUGUCGCUAGCAUUACGGAGCGAUGCCAAUUUCGAAGUAGGCAAGGCCAUCCCCGACAUGGGAUGGCGGUUGAGAAAACAUUAUUAUACGGUGAAAAAUCGCCAGAAUCCGAAGCAGGAGCUUCUGCUAGCUUGGGUCGAGUUCGGCCCUGACAAGCACCUGCAGGACAAGGAUAUACAUGGGGUAUUCAAGACCCUAGGCUCUCUACGGCACACUUACAUCGAACCUAUAGUACACCAGCAUGUCACAGACAACGGGGCACUAACGAUAAGAAAUUUCUACUCGGCUGGCACAUUGCGUGACGUUUUAUGCAUUACCAAGCCUAAGCAGCCAUUUAUAAAAAAGUAUGGAAAUCCGAAACAAAUAAAAGCGUUAACAGUACAAGAAAUUGCCACGUACGGUUAUCAGAUAUUAGAAGCUUUAGGAUUUCUUCAUGAAAAGGGAUUACCUUAUGGGCACUUACACACCGGCAAUGUUCUCUUGACUCCGAGAUGCGCUAAAUUAUUGGAUAUAGAGAACGGGCUCCUAGGAUUGCCAGCGUUUUACCGGCCUUACGUGGUUCAAAGGCGCAAAUUACAUGCCACGACUCAGGUUGACGUGUACUCAUUCGGGCAUGUUUUGUACGAAAUGGCGUUCGGACGACCGCUUUUGGAGGCAACGUGCUCCGAUUUGCCGCACUGCGAAGCGAAUCUAAAGAAUUUGUUGGAGGUCAUCUUAUCGCCGGAAGCUCUGAAACAAGAUCUGCCAACAGUGAUACGGCUGCUGGAACAUCCGUUCUUCGAAUCGGCGAGGCACGCUGCGUCAGCAAUUGGCACCGUGGAGAAGCCGUACUUCAAACUGAGCAAUCACUUGAAGGAGGCUCUGCAGGAGGCUGUAAACAAAGCCGAGCAACGCCUGCGCGAUGAACAGAAAGUCGCCCGACAUCAGAAGAGACUUGUCAAGGUGCAAGAAAUGAUGAGCUCGGAAGAAGAAAUGAAGAAACGGAAGCAUAAACUGAAGAAAGAGCAGAAAUUGGCGCAAGAACAACGUUCUUCCUCGCAACUGGGUACGAACGGGACGAAGCAAAUAAAUGGUAAGAGCCCGGAGCGUUCAGACAGCCCGACAAGUACUUCCACGGCUACCAGCGUUGGAACGUUGACUCCUCCGUCGCUUCGUUCUGUGGAAAUUACGCACGCAAAUGCAGUUCCUGGCAAAGGUGUUCCGCCACCACCACCACCCUCGUUGCCACCGCCACGUGAAGCAUCCGGUGGUGCGUCGAAUAGUGUAUCAAAAUCGUCAAAUGACCGUGCUGCUUUACUCGGAAGUAUUUGCAAUUUCGACAAGACUAGACUGCGAAGGAUUACAAAUGGACAUCGUUAGAAACGUUAGAUAUAGAGAAGCGAAGGGUCACGCGGAUUGUUUGUCUCAAAUCUGGCGUGACCGCAAUGUCGAACAAAGAACUUCCCUUGCUUGAUUAGGACAAGAUAAUGUACCUGUAGAUUAUCAUGGUGGAUUCAAAGGUUGUCUGAAUGAUAGCUGUAUCGUGCUUCUUGUGGUACUCCUAAUGAUACUGAAUAUCGUUUCCUUUCGAUCGCGACACUUGCAUUUUACGAAUUAAAAAAUUUUCGAUAUGUUAUUUAUUGACGCUCGCUACGUGAACAAGAUUUUAGCUUAAAACAAUUACAUUAAGAAUACACUAUAUUAAAUUUGUGAUAUUUAUAUAUAUAUAUACACAUAUGGUCGAUAUAUUAGUCCCGUUUGGCCUACUCUGCGUUUUUACGAAAUAUAAUGCAAUGCUUGCUUCGUCUGUAUUAGAUCUGCCGUCCAGGAACGAGCCUAAACAGAACAACCAAUCAAAAUAUCAAUUGCUUUGGAAAUUUUGCCAUCUUUACGAGUCGUCUCAUAUCGUCUUCUUUCCGUACACGUAUACACUAGAGAUUAUGUAAUUUAAAAAGAAAAGAUAUUGUAUAACGUAAUAAUAGGAGUAUAUAAUUGUAUAUUAUCUAAUUUACGGAACACACGCGUACAGUAAUUAUGCUGGGAGCAAUUUGAAACGUUUUUAGAUUUAUUUUGACUGACUCUCACGACUGCUCGACCGUGAAUCAAGGAUACACAUUCGCGAUAUAAUUAUUCGAGAAAUUCCAUCUUCUAGUCCAACAUAUCCCCCUUAUGCAGUUAUAAUGAUAGAAUUUUGUAACAUAUCUUGUUUAACGCGGGCCAAGUUUCGCGAUCGAUUUUACAUUAUUGUUAAUCAGGGCUUGUUUUUCUCUUUCUAUACACACACAUAUAUAUAAAUAUAUAAAUAUAUAUAUAUAAUUUGUUUGAAUACAAAAAGAAAAUUAAAAGAAAAAGCAGUGAUACACAAUGGGGUGAUAACAUGUAUGUAUAUUAAGUAAAUCUUCUCUCGUUAUACUCAUCUACUGUUCUGUCUAUUCAAAGUUUAUGACAUACAUAAUAUAUAAAUAUAAAUAUAAAUACAUAGUUCUCGUUCGUGUUCGUACUGUACAAUGCAAGGAUCGUACGCCGCUUUUGUAUCGCUCGUAAGACCGGAAUGUCCAGUUUUACAAAUUAAAAACGUGCCAAGGGAUAUGCGGUCUUCGUAUUGAUAGAUAAUAUGAUACCAGCAGUUGUGUAGGCCAUAGCGUAAUCUAUUUCUAUAUGUCGACAACAGUCAAGUAUAUGUUCUGUAUAAUCAAUUGUCUGUGGAUAUUAUAACGAAACCUGUAAUAUAUAAUCACACGUUUUAAUACACUUAUUAUUGUCUUAGAUGUAUAUGGCAACUGGUGAAAUUAUGAUUCGUGAGAUCAUUUCAGACGCAGAUGGCGAUGAAAAUAAUCCGAAAAACAUACAAAUAAUAAGGCGGGGAAAUAUACAUGUAUGCAUAUAUUUCACGAUCUGUUAUAUAGGUAUCAGCUUCCAAAAGGUUGUCUAUAUACACUCAAGAGUAUAAAGGAAUAAGCUCUUGUAAUUUCACGAAAUUUUACGUUCAACGAAAUCUCGUAAACAAAAAAUACUGCGACAUUACCAGAGUAUAUAUUAACGUAUUUCAUAAUAUAGAUAUUUUUUGGAAAAAAAACAUGUUGGGCCGAAAGACGAUAAAGUUAACGUUUAUCGGCAAGAAAAAUAUUCUUUUAUGGUAUUAAAUUGUGUUGUGCACAUAGUAAUGAAAUGUUCAGAAUCGAUUACUACCGAGCUCUUUAAGAGUCCUUCGUAAUUGACAUGAUUUUUAUGCGUUACUUUAGAUUACUCCCUUUCGAAGUCAUUGCCUUACACACAUUUGUAAACAGGUAGUGUACAUAGCAUGCAGAAGUCGUGUAGAGACCUGACGUAAUCUAGGGAAGGGAACAAAUUUUGCGUUUACUGUUAAGAGAAAAUGUCAAACGAUAAAACAAACAAGACAAUUUUAUUUCAGACGAUAGAGAAAGACGAAAUAUUUUAAUACUUAAUAAUAUAUUCAACAAGUAUAUGAUACAUAUAUAAAUUUAUCACGUUCGAAUAGCCCCAAAAAUUUUGAUAGCAGUCCGUGUGUAUAGUAUAAAAGUAUGUGUAUUCGACAUUGUGUAUAUAUACGCACACGCACGGGAGCGUACAUAGAUAUGCGAUUGUCAUAAUAACAGCUGUUGUAACGACUUAAAUAUAUCGCAAUAAAUAUCCAAAAAAAAAAAAA